AUGUUUCAGAACGCCUUUCAGUCGGGGUUCAUCUCCAUUCUGUACAGCAUUGGCUCCAAGCCUUUGCAGGUAUGGGAUAAGCACGUCCGCAACGGACAUAUCAAGCGCCUCACAGACAAGGACAUUCAAAGCUGCGUGCUGGAGGUGAUGGGCACGAAUGUGUCCACGACCUACAUCGUCUGCCCAGCUGACCCCGAGCAAACCCUCGGCAUCAAACUGCCAAUCCUCGUUAUGAUUCUCAAAAACAUGAAAAAGUACUUCACUUUCGAGGUUCAGAUUCUCGAUGACCAAAACAUUCGACGCCGCUUUCGAGCCUCCAACUACCAGAGUACUACUCGCGUGAAGCCGUUUGUCUGCACCAUGCCGAUGCGCCUGGACGAAGGCUGGAACCAAAUCCAGUUUAACCUCGCGGACUUCACUCGUCGGGCCUACGGGACGAACUACGUGGAGACGCUGCGCGUGCAGAUACAUGCAAACUGCAGAAUUCGCCGAAUUUACUUCAGCGACCGCCUGUAUGGGGAGGAAGAGCUGCCUGCCGAGUUCAAGCUCUUCAUGCCCUCGCAGAAGUCGCAGUAG
Besnoitia besnoiti is the source of this 576-nucleotide messenger RNA. Its product is annotated as putative transcription factor IIB. The record is from RefSeq and is a predicted model, not a curated record. Lineage: Eukaryota; Apicomplexa; Conoidasida; Eucoccidiorida; Sarcocystidae. Gene Ontology annotation, cellular component: ciliary basal body; motile cilium. The transcript is spliced from 4 exons. Gene Ontology annotation, biological process: positive regulation of cell motility; cilium assembly; regulation of cilium beat frequency involved in ciliary motility. Bases 1 to 576 code for a protein of 191 amino acids.